Molecule: messenger RNA, 1119 nt
Organism: Puccinia graminis f. sp. tritici CRL 75-36-700-3
Lineage: Eukaryota; Fungi; Basidiomycota; Pucciniomycetes; Pucciniales; Pucciniaceae
Exons: 2
Coding region: 1-1119 (372 amino acids)
Source: RefSeq, a predicted model, not a curated record
AUGGAGCCGGCCGUCAACCCAGAGCCCAGUCUGGCUAACAGAGUCAAUUUGUGUGAAGCUGCAAGAUCAGCCACGGGAUAUGCAACUGCCGGGGCCAGAGACUAUUCUGCCCUAUCCCGGCCACUCCUUGAACACAGUGAUUUGCUUGAGUCUGAACCACUGAUCUUGACCGACCAACAUCACCAUACUCUCACUUUCAAAGCCACCUUUCCAGCUGAUGGAAGCAAGAAACACAAGACCGUACUUGAAGCUUGUCUUGCAGAAAAGGGAAUAGAGCGCCCAUUAAAUUCUUUUCUGGGUCUGUUGGAUGGUGAUGAAUAUGAAAUUGGCAAAGGUCUCACAGAGCCUGAAAAGAUUGAAACUUGGAACUUGAUACAGAAGAAACUCAAGGAAUUCAAAUCUUCAGGUCAAGUUCUGAGUCAGCAAGAAGUACGAUUCCAGGUUGAUUUUAUAAAAGCUUUCAAUCGUUUAGCCAACCACGUUCUUCAAAAUAGACUAUUAAACUCGGUCAAAAGUAUCAACAGCUACAAGCCAGAGACUGUCGUGAGCAUGGUCAAGAUGUAUAGCGAGCUUGUAUUCCAAAGGUUGGGCAGGAAGGUUUUUGACUCUUGGAUGUCUUCUGUUCCAGAUCUCAAUUUCCUGACAUCCGGCUGGGAUCUGAGGCACUUUCAUAGAUCAAUAAAAGCCCUCUCUGCUCAAGGUCAGGAGAAAGUUGUACAUGCCGUCAUGGGUAAGGUACUAUCACAUACACGGGAAUUCUUCUCCUUGAGAGGAUCCCAGUUCAGCAAACGAUUUGCCAAAAUUCACCAGGAAUUUAUAGAAUUACAACCCAAUUUCCUCGGCCAAACCCACAGUCUUUCUACAAAAUUGGACCAGGCCGGACCAGAUACAAUUGAUGAGGUAAUGAAAGGAUCUCCAAUCACAUCUUUCACAGAAAAACUGGUCGAUUUUUUUAAGAAACCCGAACUCACUACACCCGACCUGGAACAAAGAAGGAUCGAGUACCAGCUGGUUUACUACAUGCUGAAUUUCAUUGACCAAAACCACCCUCAAAUCAUCAGCAAGACGGUAAAAUGCACUGAGACAAAGUUACCGAGGACAGAGCGGGACAAGCAUUGA